This is a messenger RNA of Caenorhabditis elegans, 604 nucleotides long. It is a transcript of the gene swm-1, whose product is annotated as Serine protease inhibitor swm-1. Gene Ontology annotation, cellular component: extracellular region; cytoplasmic vesicle. The transcript is spliced from 4 exons. The coding region runs from base 40 to 447 and encodes 135 amino acids. The record is from RefSeq and is marked reviewed. Lineage: Eukaryota; Metazoa; Nematoda; Chromadorea; Rhabditida; Rhabditidae.
AAGCAAAACAUCGGUUGGUUGCCCUUCGUUAUUGUGAAAAUGAGGAUACUUGUCAUAAUCACAUGCAUCGUUGCUGUUGCUACCGCCACAAAAACAUGUGAAGCCAAUGAGGAGCUGGUAUCGUGCCAUAAUACAUGUGAACCACAAUGUGGAUAUACCCCUAAAGCUUGCACGGAGCAAUGUAUCAUGAACACAUGUGACUGUAAAGACGGAUUUGUUCGUAAUUCUCUUGGAAAAUGCGUCGAAGUAUCUGAAUGCACCAAGGAAACUACAAAAUGCCCAGAAAAUGAGACAUUCUUUGGCUGUGGAACAGCUUGUGAAGCAACUUGUGAGAAACCAAAUCCAACAGUUUGCACUAAACAAUGUAUCGUCAAUGUCUGCCAAUGCUCCAAAGGUUUCGUUCGUCAUGGACUCAGAUGCAUUGAUAAGAAAGAUUGUCCAAAAUAAUUUGUUUUUGAGUAAACAUUUCCAAGUUCAAUAAACCAUCAAAUAUUGGAAAAAAUUCAAAAAGAAGUGUGAUGAAGGAAACUGGAGUUGUGUGCUAUUAUUGAUAACACAAUUGUUACAUCAGUAUUAUUUUUCCUGGCAUGAAAAACUAAAAAAA